UCGCUGCCCCUCUCACGUGACCCGCGGCGGCCGCUCCGCCUCCGCUCCCCCCCCACACUCCCCGUUACGCUGGGUCAUGUGACCGGCGACAGCGCCAAGAUGGCGGCGUCCAGCCAGGAAUCACAGUAGCAUAAAAGAAUUCCUUCUAGUGGACAACUACUGAGAAGAUCAGGACCCAUAAGAAAGAUCUUGAAAGCCAAAGCCACAUUGGACUGGAACCAUGUUAAACAAACCAGUGCUGGUGGAAUCCCUGAUCGUCUUCAGCAUCGUUCUGUGUGUACAUGCAGUGGUGUGGGACCGCUACUCCUGGUGUGCUGUAGCUCUCGCCAUCCAGGCUUUCUAUGUCCAGUUCAAAUGGGACCGUCUGCUGCAGCAGGGGGGAGCUGUGUUCCAGUUCCGCACCACAGCGAACAGUGGGCUCCUGCCUGCCAGCAUGGUCAUCCCCUUGCUGGGGAUAGCAAUGAAGGAGAGGUGUGAGGCUGCUGGUAUCGUGUACUUUGAACGCUUUGGUAUAGUUGUAGCUUCCACUGGGAUGUUGGUUGCUCUAUUUUUGUCUGUAAUUGCUGUUGGCAUCACAAAACCUGUGCCCACCAACACUUGCAUACUCACUGGUGUUGCUGGCAGUAUAAUUAUCUAUACCAUGAAGCACUCUUUGACUGUUUCAGAAGUGAUAGAGGUCCUAGAAGUGCUGCUAAUUUUUGUCUACCUCAGUAUGAUCUUGCUUUACCUGCUGCCUCGAUGUUUUACUCCUGGAGAAGCAUUGCUAGUUCUCGGAGGUAUAAGUUUUGUUCUCAAUCAGCUCAUUAAACGCUCACUGAAUGUAAUCGAGGGCAGAGGUGAACCCAUAGACUUCUUCCUUCUGGUGGCAGUUAUUGGAGUUAUUAUUCUUGGCCUUUUUUUCACUGUUCUCUUCAUUUUCAUGGAUUCAGGUACGUGGAUUUCCUCCAUGUUUUUCCACAUGAUGACAGCAGUGCUAGGCUUAGGGGUCAUCAUGCCUUGGCUUUACCGACUGAUCCGGAGGAACCCUUUGUUUUGGCUGCUCCAGUUUUUGUUUCAGACACAGACGAGGGUUUACCUUCUCGUAUACUGGACUUUUUUGGCUGCUUCAGCGUGCGGCAUUGUUUUCUACCAGAAUGCCAAGAGAUCGUCUGAAUCUAAAAAACACCAGGCCUCAACCAUAACCAGGAAGUAUUUUCAUUUCAUUGUUGUAGCGACUUACGUUCCUGGACUAAUUUAUGACCUCCAGCUUCUCCAUGUUGCUGCAGUCCUGUGUCUGGCAGUGUUCAUAUUCUUAGAGUAUAUUCGGUACUUCAGGAUCAAACCGUUUGGCCAAACUCUUCGGUAUUUGCUGUCUCUCUUCUUGGAUGAAAGAGACAGUGGGCCUCUAAUUUUGACUCACAUUUAUCUUCUUCUUGGCAUGUCCCUCCCAGUGUGGUUGUUCCCCAGAUCUUGUGCCCCUAAAGGUGCUUUGUCUGGGGCAGGAGCAUUGGUGCCCUAUGCUGGGGUGCUGGCGGUAGGGGUAGGAGACACCAUGGCCUCUGUUUUUGGCAGUACCAUGGGGGAGAUCAAAUGGCCGGGCACAAAGAAGACCUUUGAAGGGACAAUGACAGCAAUUUUUAUUCUGAUCUUUGACAGCAAUGUCAACCUGAACUCCAGCUAUGCCUGGAUUCUGGUGUCUGUGAGCUUAGUUUCACUUUUGGAAGCUUAUACAACCCAAAUCGAUAAUUUGCUGUUACCUCUCUACCUCCAGAUCAUGUUCAUGGUUUAGAAGCACUUCCAAGAAUAGAGGUUUCUCCAUUUCUAGAGCAAAGCAGCAACAGAAUAUAUGCACAUCAACCACAGAUGCAAGAUGAUCCAAGCACUGUUUUUUCUUUUGUUUAAAAACAAAUGAGAAAUAAUUCUAUUUAAAAUAAAAGUUUUGUUUCAGUCUC
This is a messenger RNA of Coturnix japonica (Japanese quail), 1931 nucleotides long. It is a transcript of the gene DOLK, whose product is annotated as dolichol kinase. Gene Ontology annotation, biological process: dolichyl monophosphate biosynthetic process. Gene Ontology annotation, cellular component: endoplasmic reticulum membrane. Gene Ontology annotation, molecular function: dolichol kinase activity. Lineage: Eukaryota; Metazoa; Chordata; Aves; Galliformes; Phasianidae. The record is from RefSeq and is a predicted model, not a curated record.